AUGUGCAUUUUCAGUGCAAGGCUUUCCGACCAUUGCGCAACAGCCGCUGGACAUGGCAACCGCACCUCGCUCCUCACCAGCUCCAACAAGGCGAGCAUCCGCACCGCACCGCAUCAACAGCGAGCUCCUCAUCCUUCCGACUGGUCUUUUGACGUGCAUCUUGCCCUGCUCCUGAAUGUCGUGUGCCUCAGAUCAGCCCACCUGCGCGAGCCUGGCGGGGUUCCAUGCCACAGCCAUUCCGCACACGGCUCGGAAUUGCGCAAGUGGAGCCAGCCGUACACUCGUUUCCUCCAGCGACAUUGGCAUCGGCUCGCUUUCCCACGUUGUCUUGCAGAACGCAUCGCAGCGCACAAACAUGCCUUGCAAUUUUCGCACACGGGGCAUCGACGCCAUCCACUCCAUGCCCAGGAUCCCACCCUGGGUCGUCCUCCUCGCUCAGCCCCUCACGUCUUUGGCCCCGUCGCUGUGCGCCUGCGACAAGCGCCCUUGCCGAGCCUCCCCGCUUCGCCCCCUCACAAGCUGGUUCGCAACUACUUAAAGGGCGGCUUCCCGAACCCUCCGGCUUCCGUUUCGAACACAACAGCCUCCCUUCGAUCCUUCAUCCCCGCUUCCCUCCACUUCAACCUUGCUGAUCACGAGCCUACCUCGCUCUUCUCGCACGUCUUUCGAUCCGGGUGGACACCUGAGCCAUCCGACUCUGCUCUCAUUACCAAUCGACUCAUCGUACGCUGCUUCAGCAAAUUGCCGCGCUUUUCCGAGCAACCUUCUCGACACAUCAUGUCGUCGCUUCCAACUCACAAUGGAUGGCUGGGCGACACGUUCAGCUACGCCUACGACCACACCCAGUUCGCCCCACGCGAUGUGUAUGGCGCUUCCACCUCGCAUUCGCAGCCGCCUCCGCAAUCGCGCAGCGUCUCGCGCCCGCGCGUCAACAUGGCCUGCAAACACUGCCGCCAGAGAAAGGUGCGAUGCGAUGGUCAAAAGCCCAAGUGCAGCCUGUGCACACGUCUGAAGCGACCGUGCGACUACGUCAAGGUGACCGAGGAAGAAAACGCGGUGCUGCGCGACAAGAAGCGCAGGUCCAAGCAGCGCAAGACGGCCGAGCAGGAGGCGGCGCGCGCCAACCUCAACAAUCACGACGCGUUCCCCGCCUACCACCCGUACCGUGGCGUUCCGGCGGCCGCGCACGCCAGCAGCAGCUUUGACGCCGAGGUGCCGCGUUCCAACGAGCAGCGCAUCGGCCUGCACGCUCCUCCCCUGCCUGCCGUCAGCACGGCAGGCUUUGCCACCACGCAGCCGUUUGCCUACGACGGACGAUACCCCUCGACGAGCACCGCGGCCAACGCGCUGUUUGAUGUCGGCGCGGGCCUGACGGGCUCGAGGCGCCAGUCGACGACCACGCUCAUGGGUGCGCGCGCAUACAGCCGCAAGCCGGACUAUGCACGCACCGGCGAGCCGAGGCCUCGAGCGUACGAGCCCGUGGUGGGCGCGCUGGCUGAGACCUCGUCGUUCGCCGGCGGACUCGGGCUGAGCAUGAUGCACGGCCAGACAGGCGGACCUGCAUUUGACACCCACGACUACAUGGCCGUCGCCUCCGGCCCCGCCGGAUAUGGCUCAUUUCGCGCCUUUGCCAACGAAGCCAAUGCAGCCGAGCGACUGGCGCCCCGCUACGCCGCCCCGUUUGGCGCCCAGCCUGACGCGGUCACCAGCCCUUACACACCUCAGCCGGGCGAGCUUCGAGCCACGCCCGCCCCGUUUGAAUCCGCCGUGAGCGUCUCGCCCACGGCGGGCAGUCCGACAUUUGGCGUCGCCGUGCCGCCGCUCGAACGCGCCUCGUCGAGUGCAGGCUCGGGCGCUUCCGCCUCGCCUGCCAGUCACGGACCUGAAGCCACCCCACACCAGGAACUCGCCUCGCUCUGGGCCGAUGCGCGUCCCCCCACCUACGGCCAGGACCACUUUCGCGGCGCCUACGACGCCAACCCCGUCUACGCCGACCACAACAACCAGGCCGACUGGGCCGCUCACAAGAAGUGGGACCCUACCCUCACACUCUAUGUCCACCCGGCCCUUUGA
Molecule: messenger RNA, 2073 nt
Organism: Moesziomyces aphidis
Lineage: Eukaryota; Fungi; Basidiomycota; Ustilaginomycetes; Ustilaginales; Ustilaginaceae
Source: the annotation of a GenBank genome assembly